Poecilia latipinna (sailfin molly) is the source of this 7420-nucleotide messenger RNA. It is a transcript of the gene six5, whose product is annotated as SIX homeobox 5. Gene Ontology annotation, molecular function: RNA polymerase II cis-regulatory region sequence-specific DNA binding; DNA-binding transcription factor activity, RNA polymerase II-specific. Bases 1446 to 4172 code for a protein of 908 amino acids. Lineage: Eukaryota; Metazoa; Chordata; Actinopteri; Cyprinodontiformes; Poeciliidae. Gene Ontology annotation, biological process: regulation of transcription by RNA polymerase II. The record is from RefSeq and is a predicted model, not a curated record. Gene Ontology annotation, cellular component: transcription regulator complex; nucleus. The transcript is spliced from 3 exons.
GAAAAGAAAAACAUCCUGUUCUCUUUAAUCCCUCUGCAAUGUCACAUAAACAUUAAGAACACUGCAGAUUAAAGGAUGUUGGAUUAACAGGAAGAGAAAUAAGAUAAAUCUCCUUAACCUGCACAUUUACCUGAAUAUUUACAUUCUUGUACUCAGUACAUGCAGGUCUCCAUAGAUCAUAUUACACAGGGAUUGUCAUUCAUCUUUAUAGUUUCGGCUUUUAUAUCUUUUCAUCAUGUGUUAUCACAACGUAAACAAAAGUAAAUCAUGAGGAAAGCAAUGCAUCUCUGAACUGGGUCAUGAUUUACAUUUUUUGAUGACUCAUUAAUUUGUCAAAAAUAAAUAAUUCUUAUCAACUGCAAAAAUCAUCUAGAUCCAUGUAGCUGGCGGAGGCAUUUUGGUAUGUGUUUUUGCAGACUGUAUUUGCAUAUAAACCACCUAAUGCUCAACAGACCGUUUGAUCCAGUGGGAAAAGAUAAAUCAUAAACAACAUAAGGACUAAUACAGCGGCAGUUCUGGCAUCUUCUGUUUUUAUGCAGAUAAGCCUUCAUUUAGAAACAUGUUUAUUCUCACUGUUAUCCAGAAAAAGAUUAUAGCUCUCUUUAUCCUUACAACUAGCUAGAAGACACUUGACGUUUUUGGAGCUAUUCAUAAUUUUAUCCAUCUUUCAAUAAAAACCCCGUUCCAUCCUAAGAAUGGUUGACCCAUGAGCAUAAUGCAACCACCACCAUGUUUCACUUUGACCCAAAUACACAUGUUCACUCGCACCUGGAAGUAUAACUCAGGUAGCGCAAACUACAGGCAAACAAACACAGUUAUAAUGGUGGCGUUAGCGAAAACACCUCUAAUAGUAGAGCUAAUGGUAAAAAGUAGUGAUAAUGGUACCUUAUAUUAUUUGUUGCUGAUAAGGCAAAAAUGGUGAGACAUUUUUUUGCCUUAUCAGCCGACUUUAAGACAAAUAAGAUCGACAGAAAAUACAUCAGCUACAUUGUUUACAGGAAACAACAGAGAUUAUUGCAUACUUUCAAUAAACAUUUACAUAUUAAAAGUUUACAAUUACCGGGUGCUCAACCCCGCCCUUCCUUCUUUGCCUCUCCAAUGCCGCCCUGGGCGACUGCCAUCAAAAGUUCUGGAGCGUGUAAAAGCACCGAUGGUUUUUUUCAGAAAUGUUUGGGGCAACAGGGUUACUGGGAGACAUACAGUCCCUGUUGGAGUUAAUUAAAGCUGCAGCUUGAGAUCACAUUUAGACGACUUGGAUCGUGCCAACAGCAAUAGAGAGAGGGGCGUGUGUGCUCCUGGCCUGGAGGCACAUUAAUCGGUCUGCUGGCGGAGCGGAGGACGGGAAAAACGCAGCGUUGCGGAGGGAGGGACGGAGGGAGAGAGAGAGAGAGAGAGAGACAGGGGAGGAGGAACUACUAGUGGAAAAAAAAAAAGUUAAAGUGAAAAUGGCUUCCUUGUCUUUAGAGUCUACAGAACAAUCUGAGAACAGCCCAGAGGAGCCAUCAGCAGCCGAGUCCAAAGAAGACAAAGAAACCGCCCGAGUUUCGGAACAUCUGCUCCAAAGUUUCCAGAAGUCGGCUCUGAGUUUCUCCACUGACCAGGUUUCGUGUCUGUGCGAGGCCCUGCUGCAAGCGGGUAAUGUGGAUCGCCUGUGGAGGUUUCUCUCCACCAUACCUCCUUCGUCCGAGCUGCUACGUGGCAACGAGACUUUGCUGAAGGCCCAGGCGCUGGUGGCUUUCCACCGGGAGGAGUUCAAGGAGCUGUACGCCAUCCUGGAGAGCUAUGACUUCCACCCGUCUAACCAUGGGUUCCUGCAGGACCUGUACCUCAAAGCCCGCUACAAGGAGGCGGAGAGGUCCCGGGGCCGCAGCCUGGGCGCCGUGGACAAGUACCGGCUCAGGAAGAAGUUCCCCCUGCCCAAAACCAUCUGGGACGGGGAAGAGACCGUGUACUGCUUCAAGGAAAAGUCCCGGAACGCUCUGAAGGAAUGCUACAAGAGCAACAGGUAUCCCACUCCGGACGAGAAGAAAAACCUGGCCAAAGUCACCGGACUGUCCCUCACACAGGUCAGCAACUGGUUCAAGAACCGCAGGCAGAGGGACAGGACCCCGUCCGGGACACACAGCAAAAGUGAGUCUGAUGGGAACCACAGCACUGAAGACGAGGCGAGCGUCAUGGACGAAGCGGCGGACAAACCUGAGGAGCCCGUUGGCUCCGGGGCUUCCAUCAUCUCCGUCUCAGCUGUCCCCUGCAGCGCUGGGAGCCAGCUCAUCCUCAACAGCCCCAGCGGCUUCCUCACGGCGCCGCAGCCUUUGCUGCUGAACGGAAACUCCCUGAUCUCCGGCGCCGGGGCCGGCGUCAUCAUCAACGGCCUGAGUCUGGGUGACUGCCAGACGGUCACGCUGAGUCCUGUCACCACCAGCUCUCCUUUGAUCCUGAACGGGGCUCAGGUCAUAGCCAAACCCGGGGUCGGCGCAGAGCAGCAGCAGGCGGCGGAGCCCAAGGUGGCGGCAGUUCUGAGCAGCAACAUGCAAUCUUCCGAGGCCUCAGCCAUCGUCUCUCCUCCACUGCAAACCAAAGCAAAAAGCGGCAACAACAUGGAUUUUCUCGUCCGCUGUGAAUCGGAAGGAGGCUGCCAGACGGUAUCCUCGUCCUCCUCGUCUUUAUCGCCCUCCCCGCCAGCUCUGUCGUCUCCCACCAGUCUUCCAUCUCUAGUCUUAACUCAGAACCUGCAACAUCAAGAGCCACUCUCCCUCACAGCGCCUCUGUCUUCUGCAGGCGUAGUUAUUUCUAACUCUCUAGGUCAGCAGGGGGCUUCUCCCUCGUCAGUUUCUUCCAUCCACUCCACCCCUCAUGUCAUCUCUUUGCCCCAAGUUGUGCCUUCCAUCCACUGUGCACCAGUCUCCCAUCUGGUCCAGACGUCUUUAGGAUCUCAGUGCCCUCAGCUCGUCCCAGUAUCCCCACUCGCCUCUCCGGCUCCACCGUUCCAAAACCCUCAGACUCAAAACCCGGCUGGCAGACCACCGGAGCAGCAGAAAGAGCCCCCAACAACUGUAUCUGAAUCUGCUGCGACUGUGGUUUCGGUCUCAGAGCUCAACAACACUACCCUCCAGCAAAUAAACUCCACUCCCAGCAAAAUCCAGACUCCGCAGGCUCUCUCCAUGUCUUCCCCAACUCCAGUAGUGCCGGUGUCACAAGCCAAAGGCAGCAGCGCCUCUGCACAGUUAGUCUCUCUCUCCCUGCCUCAGCUGGUCCCCGUCUCCUCCAUCCAGACCUCCUCCAACGUCUCUUUCCCUCAGGUGGUGCCGGCCAGCCCAGCUCUCUCCAUCCCCUCGGCCGGAUUGCCCUUGCAGAUCCUGGCUUCGGCUCCCGGGUCCGGAGGGGCUCCGCAGACCCCGCUCCGGAUAAACCCGCUGAGUCCGAUUCAGAGAGUGGGGAACCCGAGCAGCGUGGCCCCCACCGUGCAGCUCCUGAACCCUGGGAUCAUUCAGCUACCUACGUCUCCAACAGGGAACCUCGUUCUUGGUGGAAGUCCUUAUCUGAGUGUCCAGCAGGGGAAGCUGAUUCUGACCAUCCCAGCAGGGAUCCAGCUCACCAGUUUACCCCUGAAACCAGUCCCCGACACACCUGCCAUCUCUGCCAAUGGCGUGGCGGGGCUUCUCGGCCCCUCUGCGCCUCCCGCGGCCCACCCGCCUCCGUCCGCCUCCGGCUCGACCGCCGCCGGCCCGGCAGCUUCGCCCUUGAACUUCAUCAGCUCCUCCCCUCUGUACUGUGCUCCGGACUCCGCCGUCGCCACCAGCCAGGCGCUCGCCGACCAGCCCGUCACCAUGAUGACCCAGAGCACGCUCACUCCGGAGAGCAUGCUGGCCCUGGGCCCCAUGUACAGCGGCGUGGCGCCGAGCCUCCAGCUGUCCCAGCCGGCGUGGAGCCCCGUGUCGCUCUCCACCUCGGCCAGCCUGACUCUGUUUGACAUGCGGGGGAAAGGCGAGCUGCCCGUAGACCCCGCCCUGCUCGGCCUGCCCGGCGGGGAGUCGCUCCUGCUGGGGAGCCCCUCGCCGGGGCAGGACGAGGACGCCAGGUCUCCCCUGGGGGACCCAGAGGAGAUGGACGCGGACCCCAAGAUCCUCACUCAGCUCCAGUCGGUCCCCGUGGAUGAAGACCUGGGUUUGUAGCCUCUUAAAACUGCACGCUGGCGACAAUGAUCUCUGAAAAACUUUAGUUGCUCCUCAUGACCCGACAUGUUACCUUCACACUCUUUAAACAUAUUAAUUAGGUAUUUAAACGUUUUAAAACCUUCACAGUCCUGAUUGGCACUUUUGAGAGAAGUUUUUGCAGUUUUGUUUCUCUGUGUUUGGCAGCUCCAGUCAGAACCUUGCAUACGCUUUUCAUGGAAAUCAAUAUCGCGCUGGUUUUGGGCAUUUAAAGAUUUAUUCGUAGCGCAUUAAUGUUACAUAAUGCAUAUUAAUCUCAUUACCUACUUUGACCUACAAGCGUCAAUACAGAAAAGUGAAUGGAUCCACUUUAAAUAAAUAUAAAUAUAGAAAUUUUUUUUUCCUACUAGCAUAUUUGUUCUAAAAGCUUAAGAUGGAUAUAAAAUAAUGUUUUUUUUAAACCAUAAAAUGAAUUCUUGAUUCCAGACAUAAAACCUGAUUAUCUCCUCUUUUUUUUAAAAGGGUUUAGUUUUAGACAAAUGUUCUUUUUAAUGAGGCUGAAAGUGAGAAUUUGUACUUGGAGAGUAAAUGAUCCUCAGCCCUAAGACGAGCAGUUAACAGCUGGAUCUGCAACAAACCCAAACACACGGAAACUGAGGUUAGAAGUACAAAACGGGCCAACGUUUGGCUUCAGGAAUGCCCUGACCUCAACUAUGCUCAAAAUUUGUGGAAUAUUCACAAAGACUCGGCCAGAUCCAGAGAAAAACCACUUAAAUGUGGCUCACCAGGAAGGUUUGUCAAGCAUCCACAAAUACCUCCUCACCCGGUUUUAUUCUCUAUUCAAAGCUCUCCUGCAGUCAGAAAAAUAAUCAAUGAGUCAGAUACAUCUUUAGAUUUAAAAAAAAUUAGAAAAUAAAUGACGUCGACAUCCAUGAUGAGUGUAUGUAAACGCGUGUCUAGAAAGGCUUCAUUUUGAGGGAAGAUUUUAAAGGGAAUUUUCUGCCGUUUUCAGCCACAUUUAAAAAAUAAAAAAAAUCUUACUUGAGAGAGGAGCUAACUUUUUGACAUUUUGAGGAAUUUCAACAGUACAUUUUCCUGGAGGUUUUCCUCGAGGUGCCACCAAAAGAGAGAAGAUCUGGUAAAGUGAAAACACUUGUACAUUUUGCAGCGAGAGCUUCUGGACUUUGACUCUUCUUACGCUACCAACACUCCAAAAUAAAGAGCAUAAAUUCUUUUAUGCUCUUUAUUUUGCCUAUUAGUUGCAAGGGAAACACAACAGUAUUUUACAGAUAUGAACCAGUUACUGAAGUCUGGCUAACCAGGCAGAUGUGUUGCAUUUAAUGUAAAGGAUUUUUUUUUUUUUUUUUUUUCAGUUUUUGAAUUGUGUGAUUGAAAUUAUAAUAAUAAUGAAUAAUGAUAAUAAUGAUACAGGAGUUAAAAGGGUUUUAAGAAAAGGUUAUAACUCUAUGCAAUGCUAUAUAUGUGUAGCUCUAUAUAGGACACUACGUCGCACAACACUUGGGAGACGAAAUGAAGCGUUGACGUGCGUUACACUAAAGCGUUUUGCUCUGAUUGUGAUGUUUCUCAUCAAAUGCAGCCAAAGCUUCAGCACAAUGAUGCUGAUAAGUGCCUUAUUUUAAACCGAUUUAUUUUUUUUUUUAAUGUUUUGUGUUUGUCCCACCGUUUUGUAUGACUUGUAUGUUGUUGACCUGAUUUUUGGACUUUAAAGAACGCCCACAUUUCUACGUCAGUUUGACCCUCUGUGAAUUGCUGUGAUACUUUAUUUGCAUGGUCGUUGCUCCAUCUCAUCUUUUUUUAUUUUAUUUUAUUUUUUUUAAGUCAUAUAUUUUGCACAUUUCAUUCGCAUUAUGUUUACGUUAACGCUCCCGUUGUGUCGCGAUCGCGGUGGGACUCGUUUGUUCGGGACGCUCCAGGUCCUUUGGAUUUAAACGCUAAACCCAAACAGGCCGUCUGGCUGCGGGCCGCAGCGCAGGCAGCCCUCAAGCUUUUUGUUCAUUUAUGGUACAUAAAUGUACACUGGAUGUCAGAAGUGGACACACCCCUGUUAAAAUGGCAGGUUUUCGUGAGUUAAAGCUGCAGAAUGUAACUUUUUAUUUUAAAAAAUAUGUUUGUGUUUUUUUUCUUUUUAGGAUAUUUGUUAAAAUUGUCACUAUCUCAACAGAUGAUGAGACAGAAAUUCCUUGGAAAAAAAUCAAGCUACUCCACCUCGUCCCAUUGGUGAAACGUUUAAGAUUUAGUUUCCAAACUUCAGUUUUCCUCUCAUGAGGUAAUUCUGGCAUGUUGCUGAAAAAUAAAAAUCCAUCUUCAGAUUUCCAGCAGACAUUUGGAGGUUUUGGAUUGAAACUGAGUGAUAUUCACACCGUUACAAACUGGGAAACCAAACCCAGAUCAACAUAUCACUGUGGUUUUUUUCAAUAUUUUCUCUUUUUGUUUCUUUCUUUGGUGAUUGAUGGUGCUUUUGUCUGAUUUUAUCAGCUCAUAACAUACAAUCACAAGGCCUUCGACGACUUUAAGGCGUUCCUUAAAAUGUUUUCUCUGGAAGAAUUUAACUUGGCUCAUCAAACCUACACCCUUAAUCAUCUGAUCCCUCUGCAAACUGAGGCUUUAACUGAGGGAUUAAAGUGAGCAGACGUGAGGAAUAUUUUCUAAAAAGAUGCCUGAACCUAAUUCAGGACAAUCAAAUUAUUAUAUUAGCUUAUGGAUGUGCCACUAAAUUUGUCUAAUCUUCUCCUAACAAACUUGUUUUGUUGUUGUUUUUUUCAGCUGAAUUGUAAGGCAGCUCAUAAAGAAGUGGAAGUUGUUUAUUAUGCCAAUUAUUUCUUUCUCCAGCUCUUUAACAGGGGGCUUCGCUUUUGAAAUCCAGUGUCGACUUCAGUAUUGCCUCCAGUUACAGCAAUGACCUGCGUUUGUGACUUUUAUAUUUUCCUCUGAUUGGUAUGUUUUGUACAUUUAACCUAUUUAAUUGCAUGUGCCAGUCGGUUCCUAGCUUAAAGUUAAGACUCGUGAAAACGGUGCAUAUAGGAAAUCUCGGGUGACUUUGCGUAAGCUCCGGGGUUUUUAAACUCUAGUUUAUCCCGCUGUUGAACUUUGAACGACGGAAACGGGGCUGUUUUUAUUUUAAAUAUACCAAAGCAUGCUUGUUUUUCUUUUGUUUGUAGCCUUGAGUUUUUUAUUGUUACCAGUCACUUAACCUACACAACUCUUGAUUUAACCAAAGAUUGUGUGUUGGUCUUUUUUAUGUUUUUUUU